Molecule: messenger RNA, 1029 nt
Organism: Necator americanus (New World hookworm)
Lineage: Eukaryota; Metazoa; Nematoda; Chromadorea; Rhabditida; Ancylostomatidae
Exons: 9
Coding region: 1-1029 (342 amino acids)
Biological process (GO): extraction of mislocalized protein from mitochondrial outer membrane
Cellular component (GO): mitochondrial outer membrane
Molecular function (GO): ATP binding; ATP hydrolysis activity
Source: RefSeq, a predicted model, not a curated record
AUGUCUGACCGUGCGGAAGUGAUUUCACUAUGCAUUCGUUUAGCUGCUGCAGCUGCGUUGUCUUUCUUUACAGUUCGUUAUAUGGUCAAGUUUAUUGACCCACAUUACGCCACCAGAGAGGAAACAAAGAAACGAGUAGCACAACUGUUCCGUGAAUUGGGAUUAAGUGAAAAAAUUGAGCUGAAUGAGCACGAGAUGCGAAUAGCUACGCAGUUUGUUGGGGGCGAGGACGCUGGAGCUGAGUGGGGAGACAUCGGCGGCUGUGACGAACUCAUAGCUGACCUUAAGGAUAGGAUAAUCUUACCUCUGCAGAUUGCCGCCGAAGCAGAUUGUUCGCUUCUGUGUCCUCCAAAGGGAAUUCUCCUCUAUGGACCGCCAGGAUGCGGUAAAACUCUACUAGCCAAGGCAGUCGCUCGAGCCGCAGGUUGCAGAUUUAUAAAUUUGCAAGUUUCGAACCUCACUGACAAGUGGUAUGGAGAGUCUCAAAAGCUGGCAGCUGCUGUGUUUUCUGUCGCCCAAAAGUUCCAACCAACAAUUAUUUUCAUUGAUGAAAUUGACUCAUUUCUUCGUGACCGUCAAGCAAAUGAUCACGAAGCUACUGCAAUGAUGAAGGCACAGUUCAUGUCUUUGUGGGAUGGAUUUUGUACCACGGAUGAUCAAAUAAUAGUCAUGGGUGCGACGAAUCGACCUCAGGAUGUAGAUCCUGCGAUUUUGCGACGGAUGUCUGCUCGAUUCCCAGUUCCUGUGCCGUCUGAAAAACAGAGGGCGCAGAUCUUGAAGGUCAUACUCCGAGAAGAGCGUUUAGCUGAUGACGUUGAUCUGCAGAAAAUUGCUGCCAUGGGAGUCGGGCUAUCUGGUUCCGACUUGAAGGAGGUGUGUCGCAUCGCUGUGCUAACAAGGGCGAAAGCAACAUUGCAAGACCAGGGAAAUUUGAAAAAUCGACAACCUGUCAGGAAGGAGGACUUGGAAUUUGCGUUGAUGAAAUAUUCACGAGGUUCCCAGCAAAUGACUGAGUAUGGGUUAGAUUAG